Messenger RNA from Nematostella vectensis (starlet sea anemone), 1464 nucleotides. RefSeq lists its product as uncharacterized. Gene Ontology annotation, biological process: cGMP biosynthetic process; receptor guanylyl cyclase signaling pathway; intracellular signal transduction. The record is from RefSeq and is a predicted model, not a curated record. The transcript has 11 exons. NCBI's taxonomy places the organism in Eukaryota, Metazoa, Cnidaria, Anthozoa, Actiniaria, Edwardsiidae. Gene Ontology annotation, molecular function: peptide receptor activity; guanylate cyclase activity.
AUGGCUAAAAGAGAGUGGUUAAAGGGAAUGGAUAACACUAACCCCAGCACCGAGGGAGAAAAGCCUGAGAGCCAAGAGAGACUGGAUGAAACAUUUCCGGCCUUAUCAAGUAGAUAUUCUAAACUCAGAGGAGGGGUCUCGAAGCAGCCAGAACAAUACUACGUCCGUGUGGGUACGGAGAAUCCAGACGGCGUAGAGACAAGCAUACUCCUUGCAAAACUGAUCCACUCUCUCCAGAUAGAAAGAGGAGCCACGGUGCUUUGUAUCAGUUCCCCUAACAGCUCAUCCGUUGGUAAUGAUCUGCUCAAAGCCCGCUUGAAUACAGACAAAAACAUCAAGAGCAUCAUUAACUGGUCAGAGGGUCAGCAAUCUUUGCAAAGUCGAGAAGUAUUCAUACGAGAUGUGACCGAUUUUAGAAGUAGAGGAGAAGUAGGGAAUUGCGUGUUCAAAAUGACCAUUCAAGAUGCGCUGAAUUUCUAUACGGGAUUGAUCGACACAAUGAUUGAAUGGCUUAUUGUUACCAUUAAAAACAACAAAGGAGAGAGUACGUUAUUGCAGUUGCUAGGAUAUCGGAUGUUCCUUAUUGCUAAGGAAAAGACAGGUCUAGAGAGGAAGAUGGGCGGGUCGUACUUCUCCCGCGGGUACUUCAAUAAGACAGAGGAGCUGAUCCUUUAUUCUGAGCAUAACCAUGUGCUAAUACAAGAUUCUCUCGAUAGCAUUGACGGCAGUGAAAAAAAUCUCAUCAUACGUGCGGUUACCCUGUGUGUGGUAAUAGUGCUAAUCUCAGUCCUCUGUGUCACGGUCGUGCGCAUGACCAAAACCAUUGAAACGUACAGCUUGAACAGGUCCCGCACUGAUGAGCUUUUAUCCGCGAUGUUUCCGCGCACCGUGGCAGAGACUUUGAAACUCGGUAAGAAAGUACCCUCUGAGUAUUUUGACAACGUUACCGUCUUCUUCUGCGAUAUCGUUAACUUCACCAACAUGUGCGCCAUGAUGUCGUCCAUGUCAGUUAUCCAGAUGUUGAACGAUGUAUACAGCAUAUAUGACAAUCAUAUUGACAAGUACGACGUCUACAAGGUAGAAACGAUUUGAGACGCCUACAUGGUGGUCAGCGGGCUUCCACUGCGAAAUGGGACCAAGCACGCGGACGAGAUUGGACUUUGUGUGGCGGGCGUGGUGGGGUACAAAAUGCCUCGGUACUGAUUAUUUGGGGACACCGUCAACACAGCUUCAAGAAUGGAAUCCACCGGGAUGCCUCAAAAAGUUCACAUCUGCGAAAGCACUUACGAUUUGCUGACACAAUGCAACAACUUUAAUAUGGUAUUUCGCGAUACAAUCGAAGUGAAGGGAAAGGGUCUAAUGAAGACUUACUGGUUAUUGAGUCGCAUCGUCGCAAGUGACAUCAAAGAUAAUUUAUCAGGAACACAGAACCAUGGUUUUGCUCAAGAACUUGGAUUGGAUUAA